CUUAUCAUCCAUUCCUUUAGGAAUGCCGCUGAGCGUACCUUUAAAUAUGUUUUCUCUUGAAAACACACGAGCAACUCAAGCCACACAAGUUUCUCAAUUACUCUCACCCGCACCUUCAUCACUACUUUCUAUACUUGAAUAUUGCGACACUCACACAGCAGACGAAUUGAACAUUCCAGAGUUUUUCCAAUACAGCAAAGAAAAAUAUGAAAGUCAAAAAAUGGGAUGUGGCCGGUGGAGAAAAUCAUCAAUCAAUGAAACAAUCGUUAAUUCCUCUUUGGAUGGAGAUGAUGACACAAGCAGCAAAAUGUCACGUGUCAAGUUUAAACGUCAAUUACACAUUCAAUCAGAGCAAAAAAGACGUGCAGAAAUCAAAGAUGCUUUUAAGGAACUCCGUAGACAGCUCCCUAGCACUUAUACAGGUCGCAAGAUGAGUAAAACUGUCUUACUUCAGAAAGCUGUCUCGCAUCUUAAGAAUCAGUCAAGGAAGGAGUCUUUUCUUCUCGAUGAAAUCAAUCGUUUGAGUCAAACUUGUAAUUUGAAUGCAGAAUUGGAAAAGGAGAAAAGGGUGAAUGAAUUAUACAGACAAAAACAAACUCUUGAUAAAUAA
Molecule: messenger RNA, 610 nt
Organism: Ambispora leptoticha
Lineage: Eukaryota; Fungi; Glomeromycota; Glomeromycetes; Archaeosporales; Ambisporaceae
Source: the annotation of a GenBank genome assembly